AUGGACAACAAGUCGGCUGUCUCCACUCGCCAUCACAGCAAGAAGCGCAAGCAUCGCCAUCGCUCCGAAGACUCGCUGCGUGAAGCCAGCAGGUCAUCGAAGAGCUCCAAGCAGACCACCGAGGAGCCUGUUGCGCCUUUCAUCAAGCUCACAGAUUUGCCCAUAGAGGUGAGCAGCUCGAAUCUUCGCCUUGACGACAUCCGCCCAGCGACGGACACGCUGAUCGUUCCAUCACCUUCACACUGUGUGACUGCAUUAGAUUCUGUGGCAAAUAUUCGAGCUUAGUGAAUCGCCUCAGCUUCCACAGACGUCGCGCGCUCUGCGUCACACCUUUGCAUCCGCGCCUAGUGACGUCAAGGCAGGAUUUUUCCUGAGGAGAUACGCCGCGAUCUUUCUGGAUCCGUGGCUCGAUGAGCAGGUCACAGAGCGCUGCUGGGCUGGAGCUCUUGUGCCCAAGACGAUGCCCGGGCACUACAACUCUGCUCCGACGGUGCAUCUCUUCCAGACCGACUUCUGGCUUUCACGUCUUUGCGAGCCUUGCAGCUCCAAUCCAAGCGACUCCCCCUCGACAAGUCACUCUAGGGAGGGGAAUGGAGCAUACGAAACGCCAGAUGGGAUGUACGACAUGGUCCUGAGCUGCGGGGAUCCUCCUCGACACCUCGAUCCUCGCUAUGCAUCGCUCAUCAAUUUUAGCGUGGCUUGCUCCGCUUGCGAUGAAGGAGUUCUUGCUUCCUUGCAAGAGCGGAUACGGCUUCAGCGCAGCGCUAGAAGGGCUGGUACGAAGGAACACGCCGCGGUCAGGAAGAGCAUAUACUUACGUCUCCGUCGAUUGCCUAAGCAUCUGUUCAGAUCAUCCCCAUCGAAGACUUUCGAGGGCAACGAAUCCGACCAGGAAAAGGAGCGACUGUUCUUCUGCAACGUGCUCUACCCUUUCGGAGUCGGCGACGAGCUUCCCCUGCCCUUCAAGUCUCUGCGAUUCCUACUUCGCCUGCUGACCAUCCACGUACACCUCAACUCGCCUACCGACUAUGGCCUUUCGCGAGCGUGCUUCUCAAAGAAUGCACCCUUGAUGCGCCUACUGCUGGCAACCGUCUGUGCACCUGCUGGCAAGAAAUUUCGGCUGAGCCUACCGAGAGCGACAUGCCUCUCUGGCAAGUGGCUGCAGGGCCUGAAAAUAUUGGAGAAGAGGCCCCGACUUGAAUGGGUGGUACGCAUGCAUAAAGCUUUCAAAAUCAUAGCUUGCUGGUUCGCUCUCAAAGAUGCUCAAGAGACUGGGAGGAUGUCCUUCGACGACUUUGGCGAGUUCCAAAUCGCCAUCGAUACCACCUUACACUAUCUGCAAUCAGUAGCUCGCCAAGAAGUGGCAAUGUUUACCAUCAGGAUCGUGUCUAGCAAGACCGAUUUCCUUAGAGAGUACCGACCCAGCACACUGUGGAGCGAAGGCGUUAUUCCGAGUCACGUAGGCGAGGAGCACGACGGGGUACUAGAGAUCAGGGUGCCGAUGCCACAAUCUCUGGAGCGGCUAGCAGAGCACUUUCGAAAGUCGUGCGAAGCUCCAAAGUCCCGCAAGACCGCACCAGAUCCCGAGGACGCGAUGAGCUUCGGCUUCGAUGAAGCUCAACAAAUGGUGCUGAGCGAGAAGUGGCCGCAGGAUGCAAGUGUAGCUAGCUCACGCGAGCUCCACGAGGCCGUCCAGGCCGGUGCUUGGGAUAUUGCCGAUCAUUUGAAGUUCAAGGGCGUUAUCCCAGACCUGCCUACCUUAGCACUGUUGGAAGAACGCGAAGUCCAGCACAAGCGCCAUCAAGGCGAAGAAAAGCCUAGCAAGCGCAGAAAAAGAUGA
Ceraceosorus bombacis is the source of this 1840-nucleotide messenger RNA. The record is from the annotation of a GenBank genome assembly. Lineage: Eukaryota; Fungi; Basidiomycota; Exobasidiomycetes; Ceraceosorales; Ceraceosoraceae.